This is a messenger RNA of Hypoxylon fragiforme, 1695 nucleotides long. RefSeq lists its product as uncharacterized. The transcript has 7 exons. The record is from RefSeq and is a predicted model, not a curated record. Bases 195 to 1484 code for a protein of 429 amino acids. NCBI's taxonomy places the organism in Eukaryota, Fungi, Ascomycota, Sordariomycetes, Xylariales, Hypoxylaceae.
AUUCGGGGGCUGCUGACGGUGUGUGCUUGUGGUGGAGAAAAAUGAAGGAUACCUACACAAGAUCGGGGGGUGACAAGAUGACACGCAGAGAGACUAUAACAUAGGUUGAUAUACACCCAGUACCUACCAUAUUACCUAUAUUCGAUAGGUUUGGUCUGAAAACCAUUAAACUCACUGUCAGCAACUCACUUCUGAUGUCUGGACUUACAGAUUUGGUAGCCUCUUUACCUAGAUGUGCUGCAACAUGCAUGCUUAUUGCUGUAGAAGCGUCAACCUGUGCCACCACAGACUCGGCAUGCGCGUGUCAUGAUGAAGAUCUGAACACUCAAGCUACCACUUGCAUCACAGCGAACUGCACCGUUCGAGAAUCUCUCACUACUAAGAAUCUGACUUCUACAUCGUGUGGAAUCGCUCCAUACGUGGAUCACUCCUACGUUCGGAUACUUGCCGUCUUUGUCAGCCUCUCUGCUGUUUCUGUCUUGCUUCGUGUCGCUGCGAGGCUCCAGGCAAGGGUCCCUGUGUGGUGGGAUGAUAUCAUCAUCACUUUAUCUUUUCUUGGAUGUGUUGCUUAUGCCAGCAUAUUCUGGGCUUUGAAGCCCCAUGGCUUAGGUACUGAUAUAUGGGCCGUGCCAUUUGACGAUAUCACACUGAGCUUCCAGGCAUUCUAUGCGCUUUUCAUUCUCUACGUCUUGAGCCGGGACCUCGUGCGUCUCUCCAUCCUGCUAUUUUACCAUCGCAUAUUCGGCCGUACGCCUCUAGCUCGGCGGUUGAUUCAAUUCACCUUCGUCCUGAUUAUCGCGUGCUACAUCGCUUUCGUCUUUGCCAUCGCCUUUGGCUGCACGCCCAUCGACUACUUCUGGACCGCGUGGGAUGGCGAGCACGAGGGCCACUGCAUCAACACUAAUGCUAUCUUCUGGGCAGGCGCUUUCAUCGUUAUCCCGAUUGAUAUAUGGAUCAUGUUGAUAUCCCUGCCGUUUAUUGUGCGGUUGAAGUUGUCGAUGCAGAAGAGGGUUUUGACGGGGAUUAUGUUCACGUUUGGAAUCUUCGUUACCGUUGUAAGCCUUUAUCGGCUAAGAACCAUCAACCGCUUUACGCUGUCACAAAAUCCAACGGCCGACUUCGUCGAAGUUGGGAUUUGGUCCGGCCUCGAGCUCUACGUCGGCAUCAUCUGCGCAUGCCUGCCCAACUUUCACCACCUUCUCAAACCCCUGUAUCGCUACCUACGCUUUUCUAGGGCGAAGUCUCCACAUCCCAGCGCACUAGACUCUAGUGGUAGUAGUAGACCCCAUAAACACUUGAAUGAUGUGGGAGGGACCCCGAAGCCGAUGAUUCGCGCGACGACGACGGUCGAUGUCGAGCAUCAUGUUCCGGAAAGCCAGGAUCAUCUGUAUGAUGUGGAUAGGGGUGAUGUCACGGGAGGGGUGGAGGAAGUUGAGCUGGGUACGAGGAAAAGGGGCGAGACGAGGGGGUCUGUUUGGUGUUGAAAGGGGGGCGGGCAAAAUUAUUAAGAAAGCCGUAUGUUUAAUUACAUCGGUAGGUAGGUUUGAUGACUUAUAGUGCUCCACCGAGUCCUCGGUGAACACCUGGGCAGUUAAAAGUUUGGAAUCCAAUGAUACCUACAAUGCCGUCACCACCCUUAUAUCUCGUAACGAAUGCCUUAACGCCUGCGUGCCAAUGAUGAACAACUCAUCGCUG